AUGGCGGGCAGAGUCGGCAAUGGCCUGGCGGAGCUAGGUGCGGCGGUGGUCCACGAAGAGGCCGCGGCCGCGGCAGCGGAGCCGCUGCCCGAGGAGCUGGAGCCGGAGGCAGCGGCGGGGGUGAGGGAGAUCGUGCUGGGGAGGAACGUGCACGCGUCCUGCUUCGCGGUGAAGGAGCCCGACGCCGACGACGAGGACACCGGCGAGCGGGAGGCCGCUAUGGCCGCCGUCCUCGCGCGGUACCGCCGCUCCCUCACCGAGCGCACCAAACACCACCUCGGCUAUCCAUACAAUCUGGACUUUGAUUACGGUGCUCUUGCCCAGCUGCAGCACUUCUCCAUUAACAACCUAGGUGACCCAUUCAUUGAGAGCAACUAUGGUGUCCACUCGAGGCAGUUUGAAGUGGGUGUGUUAGAUUGGUUUGCACGUUUAUGGGACCUGGAAAAGGACGAAUAUUGGGGUUACAUUACAAACUGUGGCACUGAAGGAAAUCUGCAUGGCAUUCUCGUCGGAAGAGAAGUUUUCCCUGAUGGAAUCUUGUAUGCCUCUCGUGAGUCCCACUACUCAGUAUUCAAAGCAGCAAGAAUGUACCGGAUGGAUUGCGUUAAAGUGGAUACUCUUGUCUCUGGAGAAAUAGAUUGUGCAGAUUUUGGAAGAAAGCUAUUUGAAAACAAAGAUAAACCUGCUAUUAUUAAUGUCAAUAUUGGAACAACUGUCAAGGGAGCAGUUGAUGAUCUUGACUUGGUUAUUGAAACACUUGAAAACCUGGGGUUCGAGAAUAGGUUUUAUAUCCACUGCGAUGGUGCUCUAUUUGGGUUGAUGAUGCCAUUUGUUAAGCUGGCACCUAAGGUUUCCUUUAAGAAGCCCAUUGGGAGUGUCAGUGUGUCUGGUCACAAGUUUGUUGGAUGCCCCAUGCCCUGUGGUGUCCAGAUAACAAGGUUGAAGCACAUCAAUGCCCUUGCUAGCAAUGUCGAGUAUCUAGCUUCAAGAGAUGCUACAAUCAUGGGAAGCAGGAAUGGUCAUGCUCCCAUCUUUCUCUGGUACACCUUGAACAGGAAAGGCUAUAGGGGCUUUCGGAAGGAAGUCCAGAAGUGCUUAAGAAAUGCACAUUACCUGAAAGGUCGGCUCAAGGAUGCUGGAAUCAGUGUGAUGCUUAACGAGCUUAGUAGUACAGUAGUCUUCGAGAGGCCAAAGGAUGAAGAGUUUGUGCGACGGUGGCAGCUUGCUUGUGAGGGAAAUAUAUCUCAUGUUGUGGUAAUGCCCAGUGUUACCAUCAGUAAGCUGGAUAGUUUCUUAAAUGAGUUGGUGGAGAAGCGGGCAACCUGGUAUGAGGAAGGAAUAUGCCAAUCUCCUUGCAUUGCAGGAGAUAUAGGCCAGGAGAACUGUCUAUGUAAUCUGCACAAGAUGUGAGUUUGUCUGGGGACACUCUGUGAGUUCAAAUGUUGAAUACUCGAGUAUUUACUUUGUCUUGUGUUGUAUUUAUCACCUUCCAAUCUUGCAUCGUUUAUUGUUCCUAGUUGUCAUGCAACAAUUUAAAUUAAGUUAAUGAAUUAAAGCUU
Messenger RNA from Lolium rigidum, 1559 nucleotides. Its product is annotated as serine decarboxylase 1. The record is from RefSeq and is a predicted model, not a curated record. Gene Ontology annotation, molecular function: pyridoxal phosphate binding; carboxy-lyase activity. The coding region runs from base 1 to 1410 and encodes 469 amino acids. The transcript is spliced from 5 exons. Gene Ontology annotation, biological process: carboxylic acid metabolic process. NCBI's taxonomy places the organism in Eukaryota, Viridiplantae, Streptophyta, Magnoliopsida, Poales, Poaceae.